UUUGCGGCAGCCAGCCACUUCCCACAACAUCAGACAUCAUGGCAGCUGCGUCGCAGUGCACCGGCGGCGCUGAGGAGGUUUUAACGGAGGAACAGGGGAGCUCAGCGGCGGGGGAAGACAGCGGGGCGCCGGGUGCUGGAGCCCGGGAUAAACCCGUGUGUCUCAUCGUGCUGGGCAUGGCGGGCUCCGGGAAAACCACCUUCGUUCAGAGGCUGACAGCUCACCUUCACAAUCUCAAAGCUCCUCCCUACGUCAUCAACCUGGACCCGGCCGUCCAUGAAGUCCCGUUUCCUGCUAACAUCGACAUCAGGGACACGGUGAACUACAAGGAGGUGAUGAAGCAGUACGGCCUCGGACCAAACGGAGGCAUCGUGACGUCACUCAACCUGUUCGCUACACGCUUCGAUCAGGUGAUGCAGUUCAUUGAGAAGAAGCAGCAGAAUCACAGGUACGUGCUGAUUGACACCCCGGGUCAGAUCGAGGUCUUCACCUGGUCGGCGUCUGGAACCAUCAUCACAGAGACUCUGGCGUCGUCUUCCCCUGCGUGGUCAUUUACGUGA
Labrus bergylta (ballan wrasse) is the source of this 560-nucleotide messenger RNA. Lineage: Eukaryota; Metazoa; Chordata; Actinopteri; Labriformes; Labridae. The record is from RefSeq and is a predicted model, not a curated record.